AUGUUGGAGGGCGUGGUAGCUAACCUGCUCAACCGUUUCCUGGGAAUUUACGUCAAGAAUUUCGAUGCGAAGCAGCUCAACAUCGGAAUCUGGUCUGGCGACGUCAAAUUACGGAACCUCGAGCUUCGACGUGAGGCGCUCGAUCAGCUUCGCCUCCCGUUAAACGUCGUCGAAGGUCACCUCGGUGAACUCACAUUAUCCAUUCCUUGGUCAAAUCUACGAGGCAAACCAGUCAAGGUAGAUAUUGAAGAUGUCUACUUGCUUGCGGCGCCAAGAGAGGAUGCGGACUAUGACCCAGAGGAAGAAGAGAGACGGGCGAAUGCGCUUAAAAUGGAACGUAUUGAAAGCGCUGAGCUUCUGCGUGAGCGCAACACAGAAGGCAUGAGUCAAGAGGAACAACGUCGUAAUCAGAGCUUCACGCAGAGCAUGAUCACGGCUGUGGUAGACAACCUGCAGAUCUCUAUCAAGAAUGUGCAUUUCCGUUAUGAGGACUCUAUUGCAUCGCCUGGACAUCCGUUUGCUAUCGGUGUCACACUCAAGGAAUUGAGUGCCGUCAGCACAGAUGGGGAAUGGAAUCCGACUUUCAUUCAAUCUGAUUCUAGUGUCACCCAUAAGCUCGCCGUCCUCGGCGCUCUCUCGGUGUAUUGGAAUACAGAUGCAAAGCUGCUCGGAACUGGACGCGGCUCUGACAUCGGAGCAGAAGCCCAGGGAAUCGGCCGUGCAGAGUUGAUGGAGAAACUUAAAAACGCGAUCGAUGCCGAUGAAGGGAAUCAAUUUAUGCUGCGUCCCGUCAGCGGUCGUGCUGGGUUGGAGAUGGACAAGUCGGGCAAAUAUGACCGUCCCGCAAUCAAAGCACGAUUACUCUUUGACGAACUCGGCUUCGUUCUGGACGACAAACAAUAUCGCGACGCCUUGAUGCUGGUUGACUUGUUUCAUUACUUCGUUCGUCACCAGGAAUAUAAGAAAAUACAACCCAAAUCUUCCCCGAAGGACGAUCCGCGGGCAUGGUUGCGGUUUGCAGGUGAAGCAGUUCUUAGCAAGAUUCAUGAACGCAACAGACGGUGGACUUGGGACUACAUCAAGGAACGCAGAGAUGACCGCAUUGCGUAUAUUGCCCUUUUCAAAAAGAAGAAGAAGGAAGAAGCGUUUACACCCGAAGAAACCAAGAAUAUGGAAAGAUUGGAAGCAAAGCUCAGCUACGAGGAUAUCCGAUUCUGGCGAUCACUUGCGCGGAACCAAUUGCGCAAAGAAAAUGUGGGCGUGAAAAAGCCCGCUGAGCAACAAUCCUGGUCUGACUGGUUGUGGGGUGCCAAGAAAGAAGAAUCCAAGGAAGCAGCCAUGACUGAAGAACAGCGACAGGAGCUGUACAACGCUAUUGACUGGGAUGAAAAGAAAGCCAUCGCCGAGAGCGUUGAUCUGCCUCGAGAAUGGGUUAAGCUCCAAGUCGAUUGGAGUCUACGGGCUGGUAGCUUUACCCUUCUCCAAGACCCUCAUGGAGCGGCGAAUGAAGUUAUGAAGCUAGUGUUUGAUAAUUUCCGAGCAAAGGCUCUACAGCGCCCUGACUCCUAUCUUCUUGACCUUGAUCUAGGAGGCUUGAAGAUGUACGACGGCACUACUGCUGGAACUCUUUACCCACAGAUUGUCAAGGUCAAGGAUUCACUCCCUGAAUCCACCGAAGACCGAAAGAAAAAUGACGACCUCACCUCCCAAUCUAGUGCAGAUGAGAUUCAUGAUGAAGAUAGUCUGUUCCAUCUGCAACUGGAGAGUAACCCGCUCGAAAGUGACGCAGAUACCGCAGUUAAAGUAAAGUUGAAGAGUAUUGAGGUAAUUUACAACCCUCGCUUCCUCGUUGGAAUCGUCAAAUUCUUCGAACCUCCCGAAAGACAUAUGGAGUCAAUUGGUGCUCUUUUGGACACCGCUGGUGCGACCGUUGAAGGACUCCGACAGCAAACCCGGGCGGGCUUGGAGUUUGCACUGGAGGAGCACAAGAAGGUUGAUGCACAAUUCGAUAUUCAUGCGCCCUUGAUCAUUGUCCCAGAAAGCAUCACACAGCCAAGCUCCCUUUGCCUGAUUAUAGAUGCUGGUCACGCUAGUGUCAAUAGUGAAUUGGUCGACCGUCAAGCCAUGCGUGAUCUCCAGUCCAAACAGAAACGGCAGUACGAGGAGGAGGAUUACAAGCAGCUAGAACAUCUGCUCUAUGAUCGGUUCCUCAUCAAACUCGAUUCCACUCAAGUUCUCAUUGGACCUGGUGUUGAAGCAACCAAAGCCCAGCUCAACACCAAUGUGGAGUCCAGGAAUUUCCAUAUCAUCGACCGUAUCAAUGUGGAUUUUGCCCUAGAAAUGUGUAUUGUCCCAAAGGUGACCGAGCUUACACGAACACGUAUCUCCGGACAUCUGCCAGAACUUCAUGCAUCAAUGUCAGACACCAAAUACAAGGGUUUGAUGAAGUUGAUUGAUAUCGCAAUCCCACAUUUCGAGGAUAAAACUUCUUCUGAUCCGGUUGCUGCCAAGCAGGAAGCAGCGAUAGCCACACGAGCCAGAUCGGCAUCUUUCCAACCUCCUCAACGAGAUCUUCCUGUUGUCGAUGACGAUGAGGAGGUCGAAGAGACAGACAAGCAAACAACGACAAGCGUGGACACACCGGCCAAUAUUCAUCGCCGCGACUUCGAAUUCAAGUUCACUGUUGGUCGUCUCCGUGGCUCACUCUUCCGUUCUGAUCCCCAUGACCCCCAACGAGAUCAUUUGCUGGUUGAGUUGGUCGCUGAAGGAUUUGAGUUGGACUUCUACAUGCGCCCAUAUGACAUGGUCGCUGAAGUUGUAUUGAAAUCGCUGAGUGUGGACGAUUAUAUCGAGGAGAACCCGCUUGCCGAAUUCAAGAGAAUCAUUUCAUCCAAAGGAUUCAAUGCCGAUGAAGAUAAGGACCUUUUCCAGUUGAAAAUGGUUAGGGUCAAACCCGAAUCUCCUGAGUUCGAGUCUACCUAUGAAGGCGUUGCCAUGAAUCUUGACAUAGCUGUUUCGACUAUCAACUUAGUCGUGACGAGAAAAACACUCCUCACCCUUCUGGACUUCAUCCUCCAUACUUUCACAAACCCCCAACAAUCAGUCGAACCCAAUCCAGAAACAGGCAAUUCGAUUGAAGAAACAGCCACUGAGCAAGAAAAGCCCCAGCAGGCUGGGAAGCUUCGUAUCAGAGCCAACCUGAAGAGUAUUGCAUUGAUCCUCAACAAUGACGGAGUCCGUCUAGCCACCCUGAGUCUCAACACUGCCGACGUUGGGAUCUUCCUCGUGGGCGCCUCUAUGCUUAUUCAAUCACGAAUAGGCAGCCUGACUUUGGUUGACGAUGUCAACCUGGGCGCUUCAGAGGACUCAGACAUUCGGCGCCUCCUGACAAUCGAAGGAGAUAAUUUCGCCGAUUUCAAGUAUGAGACUUUUGACCCUGAAAGUGACACUUACCCCGGGUAUGACUCUGAGGUGUACCUACGGUCUGGCUCAAUUAAGAUCAACUUCAUAGAGGAGCCGUACCGCAAGAUUAUCAACUUCCUUGUCAAGUUCGGCAAAAUGCAAGCCAUCUUCAAUGCAGCUCGCCAGGCUGCUGCCAACCAGGCCAACAACCUACAAAACGCCUCGCGAAUGCGGCUUGAUGUUGUGGUGAAGACUCCCAUCGUGGUGUUCCCACGUUUGAUGCUAGAUGAUCGCCCACGAGACACAAUCACUGCUCAUCUUGGUGAGAUCUAUGCCAAGAACGAAUUUGUGCCCAUGGACGAAGGAAAGGAUAGCCCUGCUGUUAAUGUGAUCUCCACUGGUGUCCGCAACAUUCGUCUUACCUCCAAAUUUCAUUUCGAGGAUGGCACAACUGAGGAGUUGGAGAUGAUCCAGAAAGUGAAUCUGGACUUCAGCAUCUGCUAUUUGGAGCAUCAAGCCAACAACCCGCGCCCGGACAUGGAAAUCGAAGGCUCCUUAUCUCCUAUCAAUCUCCGGAUCUCCCAAAAUCAGCUCAAGUUCUUGUUAGAAUUGUCCAAGUCGAUACCGGGUGCUUUCGCAACCGAUGCCGAGCAACAAGAGCUCGAGGCCAUGGAGUCUUUGCCACCAUCGGUGACUGAACCCACAAGAGAGGCUACUUCCAAGGCCACCCAGAAUGGCGCAGGAGGGACUCCCAUAGAUGAUAAUGAGAACAAAGAGACUUGGGUGCGAUUGGACAUGAUCUUUAAGGUCGACAGUGUUGGACUGGAGCUCAUCCUUGCCAAUGACAACCAGCCUGUCGGCCGUUUGGAGGAUUCUAGUCUGUCCAAGUUCUCUCUCAAUGACACCCGAGUCAAGCUGCGUAUGUUGACGGAUGGGUCGCUGGAUUCGGAGCUUCUUAUCCACUCGUUCUCCAUUCGUGAUAGCCGCAAGCAGGAUUCAAACAAGUUCAGAAACAUUAUGUCCUUGAUCAACAACGACGUUAAGCAGCAAUUCAUGGCUAGCGUCUCUAUGUCUGGAGGACAAGAGAAACACCUCAUUGCCAUGCUGACUAUUGAUAGCCCGCGGAUCAUGUUUGCUUUGGAUUAUCUGUCGGCUUUGCAGUCCUUCAGUCAAUCUGCAUUUGCCUCCGAAGAACCAUCUCAAAUUGUGGAGGAAGAUAGCGACACACCCGAGGAGUCUGAGACAGGAUCCGUCACCGCCGUAACCUCCGACAAGGCUAUCAUUGAUGGUUCUCCGGGUGACACUGCAGGUGCGGGCAUGACCGUGUCAUUCCGGGUGAACCUUGUUGAUGCUCAAGUGAUCAUGGUGGCUAACCCUGCUAUUCCUCACUCCGAGGCUAUCGUCCUUGGGACCAAGGAGGUCCUCAUUUCUCACCAAAAUGUGUCCACGCUGCAGAUCCAAAAAGUGGGCAUGUUUCUGUGCCGCGUGGAUAAGUUCGAGACCUCACGACUGCGUAUCCUGGAUGAUUUCACGCUUGAAAUGUCUGUUGAUAGCCGAACCCAAGACAAGGGAUCCGCUUUGACCUCCAUUGAGGUGCAUCUUGAGCCUCUGGUCCUUCGCUUGUCUCUUCGUGAUAUUCUCAUGGCAACUCAGAUUGUCAACAAAGCUUCGGAAAUGAGGGCUCAGAAUUCCCAGCAACUCGAGAGUGGUGAGGUGAAAAAGAUUGCAGACGCGAAAAGCACCAGGGUUCGGUCUACCAGCAAAGCGUCUAUGACCCUUGCUAACAGGACACGCCGCCUGAGUCAAAACGCCGGACAGCUGGAUCAGACAGCUACGCAACAGAGCUCCGUUGUGCUUAAGCGCGAAGAGCUGUCUGCCAAGAUCGAUGGUGUGAGGGUCAUUUUGAUUGGCGAUCUGCAUGAUCUUCCUCUGUUCGAUUGGAGUGUCAAGAAAUUCAAUGUAGACGUGCGCGACUGGUCAUCUACCCUGAAUGCCGAUACCAACUUUGAGACGUUCUUGAACGUGUACAACUUCUCUAAGUCGGCUUGGGAGCCAUUGAUUGAACCCUGGCAGCUCGGAUUCCACAUGGCCAAAGAAAUCAACCCAGACGUCUUCUCUUUCGACGUGUACUCUCACAAGACCAUGGAGCUGACCAUCACAUCUGCCACGAUUGCGCUCGCAUCGAAAUCUUUCCAGUUCCUCUCCACAGAUGAAGAUGUUCUCUCCAAGCCAAGAGGUGCUGAUGCUCCUUACCGCAUUCGCAACUACACCGGGUUUGACCUCAGGGUCUGGGCUGAUGUUAGCACCGGGGAAGAGGGUCCAGCGGCUAAGCUGACCGACGGGGAAGAAUCCCCCUGGCGAUUUGAAGAUUCCACCGCUGUUCGUGAAACGUUGACGCCUGAAGGCCACGGUGGUGUGGUCGGCGUCAAGCUAGAAGGCAGUGGGUUUGACAGUAUCAACCGUAUUCCUGUUGUGCGCGAAGGCGAGACUGUCUACGCUUUGAAACCAAAGCAAGAAAAUGUUCUUCACAGGCUCCUCGUGGAGGUUACAUUGGGCCCCGAUAAUGUCAAGUACAUAACCUUCCGCUCCCCGCUGCUCAUCGAGAACAACACACAAAUUCCGGUAGAGUUAGGCGUUUUCAGCCCCGGAGAAGGCCACCUUUUGAAGAUCGAAAAGAUCUUACCCGGUGAUGCUCGCCCCGCACCCGUCGGGUCGGCAUAUCUGCAUUCUGUUGUUCUUCGUCCAGACCAGGGCUUCGGAUAUGACUGGUCUAAUGAACAGCUAUUCUGGAAGGACCUUAUCAAGCGACCCACGCGGACUGUCAAGUGUGUUAGUGAGAGCGGACAACAAGCACCUCCAUUCUAUUUCCAAGUCAACGCCACUUAUGACAGCAAGGAUUCGCUUACGGGUGUGUAUCCUUACAUGAGGGUCAGGAUCUUCGCCCCUGUCGAAAUUCAGAAUCUUCUACCCUACGACUUCAAGUAUCGCAUAUAUGACAAGAACACCAAAAAGGACUGGACCAACUUUCUGCGCAAGGGUGGAGUCAGCCCAGUCCAUGUGGUGGAGCUGUCUCACUUGCUUUUGCUCAGCAUUGAUUUGGAAGAUACAGUUUUCCGUCAGAGCGAGUUUGCUAUUGUCAACGGCAAUGCUCAGGACUACCGCAGAGAGCAUACCCUGUCUCUCAAGGAUGAACGCGGUCUCCAAUUGAAGUUACAACUCCACUACUUCAACAUUCCAAAUAGUGGUGGAGCUUUCAAGGUUUCUGUCUACAGUCCAUACCUCAUUUUGAACAAGACGGGUCUUCCAAUGGAUAUCCAAAGCAAGGCAUUCCUUCAAUCUGCGAGAAACGCUGCUGGUCAAGGACUCAGGGUUGAUCCGAGGAACGAGGGCCGAGCGCUCCCAUACAUGUACUCUUAUGCCAACGAGGACCAAAGAAACCGAUCUAUUCUCAAGGUUGGCGAUUCUUCUUGGAGCAAGCCGCAGAGUUUCGAGGCUAUUGGUAGUACCUUUGAAGUCGUCUUCCCCGAUCGCCAAGGCAGAUCCGAGUUCCACUCCGGAGUGUCUGUUGCCGAGGGUGAGGGCAAGUACAAGUUGACUAAGGUUGUUACUCUCGCCCCGCGCUUCAUUCUCAAAAGCAAACUCAGUGAAGAUCUUUUGGUGCGCGAGCCAGGCUCAUCCAAUGUCCACCAAAUUCAAAGUGGGCAGUUGAUUCCACUACAUUUCCUUCGCCAGGUAGCUGAGAAACAGUUAUGCCUCUGUUUCCCAGGUGUCAACAAUCAAUGGUCUUCUCCUUUUAGUAUCGCAGAUGUUGGAACAGUUCAUGUUAAGUUGGCGAAAGCAAGCCAGCGACAGAAGCUGAUCAAGGUUGACAUCAUCUUGGAAGGAGCGACCCUUUUCCUGCACUUCAGUUUGGAGACGCGCAACUGGCCAUUCUCCAUGCGCAACGAAAGUGACACAGAGUUCAUCUUCUACCAAGCCAACCCAAAUGUGGAGGAUGAUGACGAAGAUGACAACACUAGCGGCUGGAGGCCAAUCCGGUACCGAAUCCCACCGCGAAGUAUCAUGCCCUAUGCUUGGGACUACCCGGCCACGAAGAACAAGUCUCUUGUGAUGACUUGCCAGGGCAAGGAACGCCACAUCAAGCUCGCUGAGAUUGGAAAUAUGAUUCCAAUGCGGAUUCCGCCCUCACAGCCUGGUGGACACCAGAAGAUCAUCGACAUCAACAUUGCGGCCGAUGGUCCUACUCAAACUCUGGUACUGUCCAACUUCAAGCCGUCAAAGAGUAUGUACAAGCAACAAAGAGGUCAGUCCUCACAGACUGGUACAAACACUGGGUUCGAGGUCAAAGAAAUGAACUCAGAUGUCAACUUCAAGGCCCAGCUUCGUCUAGGUGGAAUUGGCAUCUCCUUGAUCAAUCAGAACCUCAAAGAACUGCUUUAUCUCACCUUCCGCGAGAUUGAAAUCAAGUUUAGGGAGUCAUUGUUGUAUCAGACUCUCAACACUACGAUCAAGUGGGUCCAGAUUGAUAACCAACUCUACGGUGGCAUUUUCCCCAUUUUGCUUUACCCUAGUGUUGUUCCAAAGACAGGCAAGGAGAUGGAAGCCCACCCGAUUUUCCAUGCAAUGGUUACACGAGUCAAGGAUGACUCGUAUGGUGUUCUCUACAUCAAGUACGCGACCUUGCUUUUGCAGCAGAUGACGCUCGAACUGGACGAGGACUUUGUUUUCGCCAUGCUUGAUUUCGUCAAGAUUCCUGGUGCUUCGUGGACCGAAGAACAAGAGGGCAAGCUGUGCGAUGAAGAUCUCAACAUCCCUGAACCGCAACAAGCAGAUAACGGGCAGGAUGUAUACUUCGAGCUACUUCACCUUCAGCCCAUGCAGAUGGAUAUUUCCUUCAUGCGCACCGAGCGUGUCAACGUGGAAGAUGCUAUGCAGCCCUCCAACCCGUUGAUGUUCUUUGUCAAUGUCAUGACAAUGUCCAUGGGCAACGUCAACGAUGCACCCGUCAGGCUCAAUGCUUUGAUGCUCGAGAACGCUCGAGUCUCAUUCCCCAGACUGGUCGGCAACAUCCGUGAACACUACACACAGGAAUUCCUACGCCAGAUUCAUAUCAUUCUCGGUUCGGCCGAUUUCCUGGGUAACCCAGUCGGUCUAUUCAACAAUGUCAGCUCCGGUGUUGCCGCCAUCUUCUAUGAGCCUUACCAGGGCCUGGUCAUGACCGACCGACCCCAAGAGCUUGGUAUUGGUAUCGCAAAGGGUGCAACUAGCUUUGUCAAGAAAUCCGUCUUCGGAUUCUCGGAUAGUAUGGCCAAGCUCACCGGAAGUAUGUCCAAGGGUCUUGCGGCCGCCACCCUCGACAAGGAAUUCCAGAACCAGCGCCGGAUGUCCAAGGUCCGCAAUCGCCCCAAGCACGCACUGUACGGAAUCACUGCUGGUGGCAAUGCCUUCGCAACCAGUCUGGCAAGUGGAAUCGGUGGUUUGGCACGCCAUCCCCUGCAAGGCGCCGAAAAGGAAGGCAUCCAAGGUUUCUUCAAGGGCGUCGGAAAGGGUGUUCUUGGUCUGGCUACCAAACCUGCCAUUGGUGCAUUUGAUCUAGCUUCCAAUCUCGCAGAAGGUGUUCGCAAUACCACUACCGUUUUCGAUGCCGAGGGCCUCGAUCGUGUCCGACUCACUCGCUUCAUCGGGACGGAUGGUAUUGUGCGCCCGUACUCGCAACGGGAAGCCCUCGGACAGUUCUGGUUGAAGACUACCGACGACGGCAAGUACUUCAAUGAGGACUACAUUGCCCACCUGGAGCUUCCUGGUCGGGACAUGCUCGUCUUGUUGACAUAUGCGCGCAUCAUGCUUGUUCGAACAAAAAAGCUCUACACCGAGUGGGACAUUCGUCUCACCGAUAUCCAAACCAUCUCCAAAGAGCGCACCGGAAUGAGCAUCACCCUGAAGGGGGGCGCCAACGGACCCUUCAUUCCUGUUCAGGAUGAAAGCUCACGAAACUGGCUGUAUAGGCAGAUUGCUGUUGCGGUGAAUGCUUUCAACGAGAAGUAUAAUGCCAGGGGAUAG
Molecule: messenger RNA, 9462 nt
Organism: Penicillium soppii
Lineage: Eukaryota; Fungi; Ascomycota; Eurotiomycetes; Eurotiales; Aspergillaceae
Product: membrane morphogenesis protein VPS13
Exons: 3
Coding region: 1-9462 (3153 amino acids)
Biological process (GO): late endosome to vacuole transport; mitochondrion organization; protein targeting to vacuole
Cellular component (GO): extrinsic component of membrane
Source: RefSeq, a predicted model, not a curated record